Molecule: messenger RNA, 874 nt
Organism: Xiphophorus hellerii (green swordtail)
Lineage: Eukaryota; Metazoa; Chordata; Actinopteri; Cyprinodontiformes; Poeciliidae
Product: glutathione S-transferase A-like
Exons: 6
Coding region: 62-739 (225 amino acids)
Source: RefSeq, a predicted model, not a curated record
GAGAGUGGGAGUUGCUCUUGACCACAUUUCCCAGACAGAGCAGUGAGGUUUGUGUCUAACUAUGGCGGAGUCGAUGUUUCUGCUGUGGGGCUCCGGAUCCACUCCUAGCUGGCGCAUCAUGAUCACCCUGGAGGAGAAGAAACUACAGGGAUACAAACAAAAACUGCUGUCUUUUGAGAAAGAGGAGCAUAAAUCUAAAGAGGUUUUGGAAAUCAACCCCAGAGGACAGCUUCCUGCCUUCAAACAUGGAGACAACAUAAUCAAUGAGUCUUUUGGAGCUUGUUUAUACCUGGAGAAUCAGUUCAAGUCUCAGGGCAACAAGCUGAUCCCUGACAACCCUACAGAGCAAGCUCUGAUGUAUCAACGUAUGAUGGAGGGUCUCAGUCUAUAUGAGAAACUGAAACUGGUUGCCUUCUACGACUUCUUCGUCCCUGAAGGAGAGCGCCAUGACUCUGCUCUGAAGAGAAACAAGGACAAUCUGGUCACUGAGCUUCAACUCUGGGAGCGCUACCUGGAGAACGUGGCUGCAGACCGCUACCUAGCAGGAGGAUUCUCCUUGGCCGAUGUUGUUGUCUUUCCAAGCCUUGCUUGCGCCUUCGCUUAUGGGCUGUCUGCAGAGAGAUACCCUAAAGUGGCCAAAUACUACAACCUUCUGAAGGACAGACCCAGUAUCAAAGCUACUUGGCCCCCAAAGUGGUUCCUAAUUGAACAAAAAUCUGAAAGCCUGAAGGACAUCUGAAGACAGCUGAAAAUUGAAAUCAGAUGUUCAGAAAAUGUGACUAAUCACAGUUCAUUUAUUAAUAACUGAAUUGACAUCAUGUUUUGUAUGACUUGGCUACCCCUCAAUAAAUAAAUGUUUUUUUCCAACAGUUUA